AUGUUACAGUUUUAACUGAAUUGGAAACAAACAUGUUCUUAUUUAAGUCAUAUUGGGUCUUAGAAACCAAUGAAAAUCAUCAUUGUCCUCAUAACUGAAAUCACUGUUUUCUUCCUCUUCUGUUUCAUUGUUAGAACAAGAUGCACUGUCUUCUUUUAAAAAACACUGUGGUAGUUUUUUCUUCUGCUGUACUUUCUCACAUUUGUCUUCCACAAUGACAGUAAUAUGUAUAAUCUUUCCUUUCCAAUUUUUCAAUGUCCUCCAGGAUGUGUUGACACAAUUUCCAGUUGUGGGCAAUGAAUGAUAUUUUACCUGCUCUUUCAGUGGUCAAGCGGUUUCUUAGUUUUGUAUGUAUAUUACCAUAUGUACUGAAAGACCUCUCUGUAGCAGCAGAGGUUACUGGCAUACCUAAGAUUCUGUUUGCUACUUGUGACAGCUGUGUAUGACCACACAGACCUUUCCACCAAGUACAGGGUUCAAUUUUACCUUUUUCAAGCGCCAUCCAAAGAAAUUCUUUGGCCCACAUACCUUCUCUACUUCGGUACUGAGCUAACUCUGUUAAAACUAUACCUUCUUCAAUGUGUUUCAUAUCGGUUGGAAUUUUGCAUAUAUACUCAACAGCACUCAACUGUUCAUCAGGUUUAAGUGUAUGGCCUUGUGAAGAGGGGUCUAACAUGCAUGCAGCCAGAUGGAUAGGUUUCAAAGCAAAUUCUUUCCUGGUUUCCAUUUUCAUUAGUACAAUUUUCUUGUCGCUUUUUGAAAGUGGGGAUUCUGGAAGUGACACUUUUAAAGCAUCUUCAAUUUCAGCUAAAGCUCCAUGUGUGUUAUGAAUAUUGAGUUUAUCUGAUUCUAACCUUGAAAUCCAGGAAACAACUGGCCGUAACAGGUUAGCCAAUUUUUCAAUUCUUACCCAAUACACAUCAUCAUCCAAAAUGUUAGUUUAAAUGUCUUUUGAAAUUGCACUACCAACUUUUUCGCUUACUGCUAAGGUCUGUAAACUUACUCUGUUGUUCAUCAUACUGUCUAAGCAAUGUAAGAAACUUCCCCAACGGGUUACAACAGGCAAGUGAAGAGUAGUUUUGUUACCUUUUGUCUCAUUAAUUUCAGAAAGUACUGAAGUUAAAAUAUGAGACUGUUUGGUGUUUUAAUGAUGUCAACUACUCUUUUGAAACAAUUAGAAACUGACUCACACUUCACAAUAUCAUUGCAUGAAAGAUGUAGUGUAUGUGCUAUACAUCCAAUAGACAAAAUAUGUGGAAAUUCAUUUUCUACCAGUUCACCUGCUUUUUUCAUGUUGGAAGCAUUAUCACCAAUAACCACUAAGAACUUUCUUGGAUCAUAUUUCAUCAAAAUUGUUUUCAUUUCACCAGCGAUGUAUUCUCCAGUAUGACGGUUGUCUUUGGUAUUAAUAGAGUCUACAAACACUGGCUGUGGUGUGUUGAUGAAAUUCAAAAUGCUUUCAUUCCUGAAAAUAAAUAAAAUUGAAUUAGUGUUAAAAUUAUUGUAAUUCAAAAGCCGUUAAUAUAAAGGCAAUAUAGUCCUCCUUAACACAUUCACAUUAUUACAGUAUGUCUGUUGUAAUGUUCCCAGUUUUAGGCAGAUUGUGUCAAUAUAUAGCCACUAUAAACAAGUGUUUUGCAGUUGACUGUCAAGACAAGCUAAAAAAAAAAGCAGUAAUCUUAUUACAAAUGUGUUAAUUACUUUAAAUACAUCAUUGAUGGUGUAUUGGCGUGCGGUGUAACUGCCAAAAACCUCAAACUUUACUCUAGACAGACAGCCAUACAACCUGCAUGAACAAUAACAGCACGCUUUUCCUGCAAACUCACACCAUUUUUUUUUUCGUUACCAAAUACAAUGUUAGAUUUAAAAGAGUUUUGUGUUAUUUGUGUAAUAAUAUUUUAAUUAUGUUAUUUAUAAUGUCAUAAACCUCUCUAUAUUUUCAUUUUCUUUAACAUAAUUUUUGUCCCUAAUUCAAUUUUUGCAAGAGUUUUUUUUUUUUACUAUAAAACAGUUUUAUUGUGAGGUUUGGUUAUUUGUGGCAUGGUUUGAUACACUACUGCAACACCUUCCUAUAAAAUUCAUAACAUGCUACAAUAAUGUACUUUGUGUGUGGCAUGGCACACUGAUUUGGACAUAUUGUAAGAAGACUUAUAAAAGUGAAUAUCUUAUGUAACCAAAAUUUUAAAAUCCUCAAUUUUGAAUCUUUACUGCCUUAGACAAAAACAGAAAGUGCAGAUUUAUAUAAACAAGUUGGUGCCUUUUAUAAAACAAAGUUAAAUGUGUUAAUAGUUGGUUAAAAAAUUGAUUAAAGACUCAAAUUGACUAUUAGCUUUGUAAUAUAUGUACACAGAUUUCUCUGAUUAAGUAGACAUUGAGUCAGGGAAAAUAUGUUGAUUCUCAAGAUCAUGGUUACAUGAAUUUUUCUUUAGAUAUGUUUUUUGGUUCUGUGAAUUCUGCCUUACCUCAGAUUGCUCCAGCCAUCACACUGCAAAGCAAGGUUUCUUGCAUCAGCUAUUAUUCCUUUAAUUCUAUUUUGAGUUUUUGCAAACUCUGCAUCAAGAAGGGUUGUUGAAACUGAUUUUCGUGUCGGCAGACUGUACGAGGGGCGAAUUAACUUAAAGAAUUCUUGCCACAGUGGAUGCUCAACCAUUGAUAAAGGUGCUCCACUAACAUAGAUAGCUUUAGCCAGCAACUCAUUGGCUUUGUCCUGCAAAACAAAAGAUUCCAUUACUUGAAUUAGUUGUACUAUUUAAAAUUUUUUGAAGGUUUAUAUGGAAGACAUGUUACAGUUUCCUUUUCUUUUAAAGGAAUUUUUCAGUCACUUAUAUACCUAUCACUGAUUUAAUUUUUAAUUUAUAUUUACAAAACAUGUUAUACCUAACUGGUUCACAAGCUAAAACAAACAUAAAAUACUAAUUUUUUAAAAUUAGUUCUGCAUUACUAAUGAUACAUCUUAAACAUAUCAAGUUAAGAUUAUGUUAAAAACAUUAGUCAAUCAAGCAUAACGACUAGGCACAAGACAAGCCUGUAUUAAAGUGACACUUACCUUAGCUGUUGCAGUCAUAUGGUCGAGAAAAGAAAACAUUUUGAAUUUACUCUGUGUGAGUUAACCAUAUUUGCCUAGUUGUAUUAGUACUGGCACUAGUUCCUGCACAUUCUGAAGCACUUGAGACUGCAAGUUGUAAAGAUGAUGGUGAAUUUUGUGUUUCACUGUAAAUCUGAGCCAUAUUUUCACUUAAGUUUACUGAUGAACUUGGACCAGCAAUAUUGCACACUUCAGGACAUGUAGUUCCAUUUGAAAGUUCUUUUUCUUGUUUUUCACUUCCCAGAAACUUGGAUUUGAUAGUUGGCAAGGCCGCGGCUAGUCCCUGUUAUUAGACGCGCGUCUCCGGCUGCUCAGGGGCGGUAGAUUAGGGUUCGUGCCUCGGGGCCUAAGGGAUCUAGCUUGCCCAGGAUGACUUCAGGAAAUAAAAGUCAGCAGGAAGUUUCCGGGUUUUAUGUACGAUAAAACACACCCUUUACAUGGGACUACCGCAGUCCCGCCUGUGGCAAUCUCAAUAAGGGCGAUGCCCGGUUCCGCGCACUUUAAUUUCCCCGCACACUGCAAGGGGCGUCCCACCUGUACUGUAAUCUCGACUAAAAUGGCUAAAAGAAACAAUAAGAGUUAUUAUUAAUAUCCAGGGAACGCUCCUAGACUGCGUCCCGCGACCGACACAGAUUGGAGGGCGACUUGCUGCGUUGCCGACGCCGAGCUCACCCUAGCUGUGGAGCGACGUCUCCCUGUCCACCUCCCUGCAUCUCCCGAGCGCGACUCGCUCCCCCACGUGCCGCGACCGCGACUCCCCUCCUCCGCGAGCCUGCGGAACGCGCGGAUUGGCCACAGGCGGAGAACCACUGCCUAGGCCCGGUGAAUAAUACGAAUAAAAUAAAUAAAAAAUAAUAUGAACUAUAAAAACAAAUUAAUAUAAAGUGAAAUACAAUCAAAAUAAGUACAUGCACAAGAAAACACAAGUCUACACUGCACCCUCGGCGAGUAGAAACACUUCCACGAAGCACCAUUUGGCAGGAGAAGGCAUUGGCGUGACAUAUAGGCCUGUAAGAGUUAAGGGGGCCUUUGGGCCGACGUCAUAGUCAAUGGACAUUUUGGACACUUUUUAAUGUGCCUUACCAUUCUUGUACUGUUUCUGAAGUAUGACACAUCACAAAAUACGCAGAACACUUUGAUUUUUCCUUGAACUGAUUUUUCGGAAAAAUAACUCCAAAUAUCACCUUUAAUCUUGCCCAUUUUUCAUUAACCAGAUAACACUUAUAAAAUUCAACCUCAAAACCAGCUAUACUAGCACAAUGCAUCUCGUGUAGCAAGCACAACAGGACUGACUGUCUAGCAAUAAUAUGUACAAAAUGGGUUAAGUUGUGAGAAGACUAGAAGUGUGAGAACAGAAACUAUAUACCAUAUGGCAAAUGCUCAAAGCACUUUAUCUUAUCUUCCUGGAAGAAGAGUGGAAACAUGAGAACUAGUGUGUGAUUUGAAAUUGAUAUAAAGUUUGAAGUACCCAAAAGUGAAAUUCAAUCCCACAUUUGUCUCUCACAAAAUAACAAGGUAAACACACAAGAAAAUUUUAACAGAAAUUUUACCAGCAUGGUUUCCCAUAAAAAAAAAAGCAUUGAGGGAGAAUAUUAUACUCUUUACUGAUAUGGUCGAUAUGGAUAAAUUAAUAUGCUAACUAAGCUCUUAUUAAAUCUGCAAUGAUUUCAUAACAAAUGUAAGAAUAUUGAAUUACAGCUAAAAAAAAUUCAAUGUUUCCCAAUGUUUCCACUUUUUUUCAAAGUUUCCAUGAGGUAUGUAAAUUUUCCAUUUUUGAAAGUUUUCGGCAGGAAAUUUUAGACUGGAAACUUUCCACUACCCAUCACUAGAUGUAUCGUGCACUUUACUACCACUCUGCUACAGAUAUAUGACAAGAACAUGGAAGAAACUAUAGGAAUUAAUGGUGGUGUUAUAAUUUUCUCAAGUACUUUUUAAUUUGAGAUUAUUUCUUUUUAUGACCAUUUAAGUGUACAAAAGGUAUUACAGGAUAGUUUUGCUAUUAUAAAGUUCAUUUGGCAUACCAAAUACCUUUGGUACAUCCUCCGAUGUUCACAAAAGUGAACAUAUGUGUCUUAAUGCGCCAGACGCGGGCACGCCAUCUAGACAAAAUCAGCUAAAAAAUAAGCUUUGCACAUGCGCAGAAGUUUGGGCAACAAAUAGGCUAUGGACAGGACACCAGAAUUCAUUCCUUAAAAUUAAAGGACUGGCCAUGUUCUAUCUAUAGGGUUUGGGAGCGGUAAUGUGCACUAAAAAUACAGUUAGGGUACACGUGUAGCAUAUUCAACACUUAAACCCUUUCUUUUUUCUGCGUCUUGGAAUACUGGUAUCAGAUCCAUACAAUUCAACAAUAGAAUUCAUAAGUAGUAAAAAAAACUCCUGACAAUAAUCAUAUCUUUAAAAUUGUUAGUGGGGAUAUGUAUAUUUUUCAAAUUAUGAUACAUUUGAGGUAUUUCUGAGAUAGACGUAAUAAACUACAAAAUUACAAAUUAAGCGAUUUGUUAUGUUAAUUGCAUUUGCGUAGCUUAAAAAACUCCAUGCAUGCCUAGAAGGGAAGUGUGGCAAAUAUGUAGUUCAUUUCAUUUGAUAUGCUUUUAAAUAGAUUAAAGUUUGCAUUUUUUAUUUCCUAUGUUAUUUUUGUAUGUAGUAUUAUAAAAGUAUUAACUUAUCACUACUACUUUUUCAUCGCCUCACCCUAUUUCUGAUGUUGAGAGUGACGUUAAGAUAUAACCACCAAAAACAGUUUGGUUGAAGAUUUUUUACCAUGGAAUGUCAUGAAAAGGUCAAGAAAAUGUGACUAAAUUUUAUUUCCACAAUCCAGUAGACACCCUUUGACAGCUCCGAGAUGAGUAUGGUGGAUCAGUGGGUUGAUUACGGAUAUUUUAGCCUAAAGCGUCACAACUACGACGCCUUGUUGUUAUGGCAGUCACCUUAUGACAGGGAGACAAAAAAGCUAUUAAGUUUCUCCUUGUCAUAAGCGCCGCGCCUUACAUAGGGAAUGUUAACUAUGAUGUUACAACCUUGUAUAAUUUGCAGCAGUUGGUGUUACUUACUGAUGCCUGGAAUUUAACUUGUAAGCCGUGUGGUCAAGUUACCAUGGCAACACAAAAGUCCACUGAUCAACAACCACGUAAUACUUGUGUUUUGAAUUUUAAUGAUUUUUAAACAUUAUCAUCGUAGCAUUUCCAGUUUUGUAAAAGAGCAAUUGUGUAAAUGCAAACACUGCAUAAACAUUGCUCUUAAAAUAUUCAAAUUUAUGAUUCUGUAUUUACUGCUUGUGAUUGUUUUUAUUUCAUUUAAUGCGCAAUGUUAACUUUGUUGGAUCCUCAUAUUUAAUGAUUUAAAAGUGCUUAGUACAUAUGUUUAGUAUAGGCCUACAUAAGAUAUAUCAUCAGUGGCUUUUUUCCUAACUAAUAGUGCAAUGUUCCAAUUAAUUACUAGUAAUUUCAUCAUAUUUGCUAAUGUAAUUUUGUCUUUUUAACUGUAAAAGUUUGAUUAGCAAUGGAAAAUAACAAAUAUUAUGUUCUUUCCCUUGAAACACAAGACAACAUUCAUUUUAAUAAAAUAUUUUGUUUAGAGAAUCAUCAACUAAAAACAUGUAAUUACUUUUCCAUAUCAGAUGAAUUAUUAAACAGGAGUAUGUGUGCAUUCUAUGUAUUUGUAAUGAACAAGGAAUUCACAUCAGUAUGAAUUUAAGAUUAACCUUUUUCCAAAUAUUAACCGUUUUCCAAACUUCACAAUGUUUUAGGGUAAAUUUACAAAGAAGCACUUCUUGGAAAUAACUCAAAUAAUAACUAAAGUGAAAGGUUGGUUUUGUUAGCUAUAUUAAUUACGUAUAAAUUAUUACUACUUAUUGGAUAAAUAUUAUUAAUGUAUCUGACUUAACCCAAUAAAUCUUUUACUUAACUAUUAUACUAACCUUAUUUCCUAGAAGUAGCUUCUCUACAAUAUUGUGAACCUAGCCUAAGUUUAUAUGGUCCAAUUGCGCUUUUUAUUCAUUGUGGACCAUAUACAGAACCCAAUUAAAUGCUUAGUCUCCAUAAGUUCAUCUAAAAAUACUCAGUUUUUUAAUAUAGCUAGGUUUGUUUUAGUUUCUUGUGAUAUGUUCUGAAUGUUUAAUUGCUAAGGCUUGGAAAGACCGUAGUCUUGCAUUUGUGAAUAACUGAUUUGUUUUACAAGCAGAUUUGCUGUUUUAUUCUAGAAAAAUUUUCUUAUUAUGGUAUUGUAUGGUAUACAGUUUUCACUGCAUUUGUUUGUAAAGAUGAUAUACUAGCCCAGUUUGUGGAUACUGAGUGAGAAAAUUACUAGGAUGUGAAGCACAAUACGAGAUUAUGUCACAAGAUAAAAUACUUAUUAAUGCCCGAUUAUUAAUGGUACGUUAAAAUCGCAAUUGCGAUAAAUGCGAAAUAGAUGCGAAAUUUCCGGGUUUUUGCGAAAUAUAUGCGACGAUUUACAAAACUUGGAAGAUCAUUAAAAGAAGUGCCGAUUGGCCCUACACAACAAAUUAAUAUGUUCAGAAUAAGACUUAACAAAUUAAGUAUACCGUUAAUGUUUUAACGGCAAAUACAUACGUUAUUCAGGAUUCAGCAAACACAGUCGUAUAAUUUUGGUCGCGCAUUCGCGUUUACUGUCGAAUGUAUAGUGAAAAAAAAUCCCGUCCAUGCCCGCUAACCUAAUGUGAACACAAUAUAUCAAUAUUAUGUUUGAAAACUAUGUAGCUUGCAACAUUAUCUAAUCAGCUGUAAUCAAGGCGAAACAUCUUUCGAUUUUGCUAUUUUUUGCUUCCGAGGGUUGUUUACUAACAAGAAAUUACAACACAAUAAACACGGCACAAGCUCGCCGCGAACAAAAGCUGUGAUUCGACGAUGUAGUUAGAAUAUCGAUAACAGAUCGCAGCACAUCUGAAGUGCUGCCGCAUUGAUCUAGCGUUGGAAGUUCAAACUACAUGUACGUGCGCAAGCCUCAGCAUACAGUUGGUGCGCUCACACUGUCCGUUUCGAGGCGUUUAUUAUCGCAUGCAUUUUUAAUUUCGCUGCGCACGCACUGUUUUGGCUGCUUUCAGAUCAGAUCACCAUAGUUUUGUGUGUACAAAUGUUGUGACAUUUGUCUAGUCGGUGCAUUGUGUUCAUUUUUUUUGUGCGUCGGUGGGAGUAGGUAUAAUUAUCUCUAGAUAUGGGGCGACCCAAAAUAACUAUUAAAGACCGUGCGAGAGACUACAAAGAAGAAAAAUUUUAUGUAAGUGAAUUGGGAAUUUUAAUUUGUGGGAUAUGUAAUAUAAUGUUGGAAUGGCAGAAGAAAGAUAACUUGGACAAGCACUGUCAGUCAGGUGGGCAUAAAAGCAAAAAAAUAAUCUGUUGAAAGUGACCCUCAGUCCAGCAAGCGGCAAGCCAGUUUGUUUGAAAUAAAUGAAAAUGCAAAGAAAGCCAAGCAGGAAAAAUCAGAAUUUGUCAUGGAUACUGUGAAGACAUUCCUUCAGGCAAACAUACCACUACAUAAAUUAGAUAAUCCAGCAGUGCGUGAAUACUUGUCAAAAUAUGUUAAGGGAUCUGGUGAUUUGCCAGCGGGCGACAAGUUGAGACGAGUUUAUGUAGAGAAGUGUGGCGAAGAUGAGAGAGAGAGACUUUGCAAAGAAUUUGAAGGAGAAGACAUUGUAAUAGUUGCUGAUGAAACGACUGACAUUCAAGGACGAUGUGUUUUUGCAGUAUUGUUUAGAACUGUAAACAGUUCAGCAAAACAAAAGGUUGCUCUUGCCAGUUGCUCUUUUCUUGAUACAGUUACAGGGACAACAUGUAGUCAAGCUAUAGUAGAUGCUGUUCAGAAAUAUGGCAUUUCAUAUGAUCACAUUGUUGGUCUGGUGUCAGAUUCAGCUCGGUAUAUGAAUACCUGCUUCUCUGCUCUGAUAGUUCUUGUUGGAGACCAUUUGAUACAUUUUAAAUGUUGGGCCCACAAGAUUAGUCUCAUUGGAGAUGUCUUUAUGACAGAACUGCCAGAACUUAACAGGCUUAUUGUUAACCUGAAAAUGUCCUUUCUUCAUGGCAGAAAGAUAAAAAAUUUGUAUAUUAACUUUCUGAUGUCAGAAUACCCCGAAUUACCUCCUGUGUUGUUUCCUAAACCAGUCAUCACAAGAUGGAAUUAGUGGUUUAAGAGUGUUGUCUAUCUUGACAAAUACCUAGAUCCUCUUGCAAAAUUUCUUUCUCAGUAUGAAGAUAAAAAUGCAAGUAGUCUGUUGGUAUGCGAAACACUCCAAACCCCAGAACUGAAAAUGCAGGUAAAGACACAGAUCACAUUCGUUUCUGAAAUCUGUCAACCUCUGAUGACACUGAUUACUAUUUUUGAAGGCUCUGAGUACCCUUGUGGUCAUAUCAUCUGGGACCACCUUGAAAGAAUAGAUUUGUCAUUGGGGAGACAAGCAAAAGGAUUCUUCCCAGAAAAAACUGCAGCAUUUUUGUCUCGUUGCAACAACACAGUGAUGAAGGCAAAAAUGACUGAAAACCUGAAUAAUGCCUGUACAAAAGCACACAUGAAGCUUGUACUGCACAUGGGUCCAUGUGAAGCCAACAAUCUAUACAGGGCAUCAGGCAAACUCUUCAACCCAGCUGUUGCAGGACAAGUAGUGCAGGUUAAUGAAGCAUCUGUUCAUGCAAACAGAUCAAUACUGCCUGCAUGCAAAUCUGUGGAUUUGAAAUUUAUGGAAGGCUACCUAUAUUUCCAUGAGCAGUUGGUGAAACAGCUUAAAGAUGGAGCCAAAGUUGAUGUUCUUCAGAUUUUGUUGGCAAUGCGACCAAACUUUGAAGAAUUUUGCUGUGCAGCUAUCAAAUCUCUUUGGUUACCAGUCAACAGCGUAGAUGCUGAAAGGUUUUUCAGUAGCUACAAUCUUGUGCUUACCGACAGGAGGAGGAAACUGACAGAAAAUAACUUGGAGACUUGUGCUAUGUUAAAGUUCAACCAGUAGGAUUAAUAAUAUUUACAUUGUGGGUGUAGUACUGUAAUGAAAGUGAGUGGACAUAUAGGUAUGGGUAAACUGUUGACUGACAGUACACAGGAAAAAAUGUAUAUUUUAAAAACUAUUUUUUUCAAGCUAUAAAUAGUAUAACAUAUUUAUAUCUUAAUUUUAUAGAUGCUGCAAAAUGCAAAUUUUCUCAAUGUAUAUGUGUUACAAAAUGCUAUUUUCCUAUUUUAUAAAUGCUACAAAAUGCUAUUUUCCUAAUUUUAUAAAUUCUACAAAAUGCUACAGACCACAAAAUAAAUGCUAUGAAAGGUGUUUGUAAAUGCUCUUUUAACGUACCUCUACCGAUUAUUCACUAUCAAUGAAUACUUUUUUGAUAAACACACAUUAUUUAUUCCUGUUAUACUUUGUAAUAAAAUUUUAUCUUAAAAGUUUCCACACCCCUGUAAUCUCUUCUUAGAGUGUUGGUGUGCAUGUCACAAUUUAUAAAUAAAUAAAAUAAAUAUUAAAUAAUUUGUACAAAACCUAAGAAAAUACUUUGAAAAAAACUCAUAAUCCUAGGGCACAGACAUCCAUUAAUUAUGUGAUGAGUUUGGAAUAUCUUAAAAUUGUACUUAUAAAACGUUUUUGCAUGAAAUAAAUUUAAAUAAAAAUUGAAAUUCUCACAGAAAAAUCUUAUUUCUGUCUUAUGACGUGGCGUGGUAACCUAUAAUGGCCAAAUUUUGGCAUGUAACGUUAUGACAGCAUGUCAUAAUAUUGCUGUACAAUGUCUUAACUAUUGCACCUUAUUGCAGGUUGGCCACCAGUCUUGAAUUUCGGGAAAAGCAGGAAAUAUGCGUGAAUUACCAUCGUCGUGAAAAAACCCUGGAAUUAUGCUUGAAUUAUUGGCUGACGCCGGGAAAUUUUUUAAUCAACACUGUGUGUUAGGUAUUCAUAUUAUGUUUUAUCGUAGAGUUUUUGGUGGUAUUAGAACUACAAUCUUACAUGAACAAAAAGCCAGCAGUAAUUUUAACCGCCUGAUAACUUUGUGGCUGAUAUAAUUUACAGUUGUUUUGUCAACUUCAGUUUAGUUUUAAUGACUACAGCCACAUUGAACGUAGGUGACUGAAUACCAAACAGUUGAACACCUUGCGCAUUUGCAUUGUCAAUAUGGCGAUGUUGUAAGGUAAAUUAUUUUUUAUAACGUGGAUAAAUAUGUUUUUAAAUAAAUACCUAGGGCAUUCGACUUAAUGAGACGUUCGGUGCUUAUGAGAUGUAAAUUUACUUUGUAUAAAAUAAUAAAAAUGUUUUUGUUUCGUGUAAAAUGUUUUUCACAUAUCAGUUCCAACAAAAUUUUACCAAAUGGUCAAAAUAGUGCCGGGAUUAGUAUAAAGCAGUGUUAAAAAAUUUUUUUUAUCAAGAUGCGUUUCAGUUGGGAAGAUUUUAAUUUUCCUGUGCAUGAUGAUAAAGUUAAGAUAUUAAUGUUCACUCUUGUGUUGAUAGUGUGUGUUAAAGGUGUUAGUUCAUGUUUUAGCAGUUUAUAAAAACAGAUAAUUGUGCAUGUUUAAAGUGUUUCGCGACUGAGAAGCAAGCUUUCCCGUUUGGGCACCGAAAACUCCUAAUUUUUCUUAGUAAGUAAAAUGUUUUCAAAACAUUGUUUUCUUAACCUUAAUAUUUAGAAAGAAUGUGAAAUACCCAGUGAAAGACAUUUUCUACAUAUACAUGUGAAAAGUGUUAACUUUUUUUAUUUGAACUAAAUCCAUUGAAUGCAUUUUGUUAAAAAGAUCUCUUUAAUCUUCAUUGCUUUUGAAAAAGAUAUAUUUUCUAAUAUUUAAAUAAUAAGCCUAUAGUAUAUGUUGUAGUGGCUCAAUAAAUUAGAUUAAGUUAUUAAUGCAGUUUAGAACCAUUUAUUGUAUUGCCACAUAAUUUUUUUAAUUCCUGUGGUUCAGAACAGAUAAUUGAAAUUUUUUAUGUUAUUGUGGAUAAUGUAAGUAUUCAUAGGGUUUGUCUAGUUAACACAUAUCUGUAUUGACUCAUUUACCUAACUAAAUCAAAUUUUUGUAAUUGCAGCUAUUUAGUUAAAAAAAAGUUGUAAUGUAAACAAUAAUCUACCUAGUUAAAAUGGUAAUUAAAUACAACAGCACAAACCUAGGAUAUGCUGUUACCCACGUUGUUAUGUUAGGUAGAUUCCAAGAUUAGGCAGGGCAAGGUUCUUUAUAUAUAUUGAAUGGGUUAAAGUAGUUGCUUUGUCUAUCAUUGUCUAGUUCUGUUUUUUUUUAAAAAGCUGCAGCAAGAUGAUAUUUUUUUCUAGGUUUUAAAAAAAUCACAUUAGAAGGAAAAACACGAAAAGACAUCAUUCCAAAGAAGGUGGUUGUUGAACCCUGAGUUUAAAGAUAGGUUAAAGUUCCUCGUGAUGUGUAUACAGCAAGUCAGCUCUCAUUUCAGUCAGCAGCAUAGGGCGACAAGCGCCUACAAGUCAUUUGUCUGGUAUUAAACAUAAAGACAGGGCAAAAGCUUUAACUGCAGUGCCAGCUAUAAGUUUUUUCUUCACUGUCUCACCCUCCCUCUACCAGUUUACUUUCAAUGAAUUCAGCCACAUUUACCAGUUCUACACAAAACUAUUUGACUGAGGAGCUGCAAUCAGGACGUGAAAAGAACACAAUCAUAAUUGAAUCAAUAGAUUUAUUCUAAAUCAACGGUUCAGCAUUCAGUCUCCCAUGGACUUCAGAAAUUUAUUUUUUAAUGACAAUUUGACAAAAGCUGAAAUUAUUUGCUGCUUGCUGACCAUUAUGUCCCAUAAGUCAAUGCCAAUGGCAACCAAAUAUGUGUCUCUUUUUGAACUUAUGUUCCCAGAUAGUGACAUAGCAUCCAAAAUUAAGCUUCAAAGAACAAAUAAAUUACACCCUACUGUUUGGGCUUGCAUCAUUUUUCAGGCAACAACUAGAAAAAGUUAUAGCAAUAUGCUAUAAGUUUGUGCUUGUAUUUGAUGAGUCUCUAAAUAAGAUGAGUCAGCAUCAACAAAUGGAUUUGAACGUUCAAUACUGGGACACCGAAAAAGUUUCACCAUUAAAAAAAUUCCUUGAAAAAUUCAAUUUUGUACCUUGAAAACCUGGAAAUGUGCAUGAAUGUUAAUAUCCAAGUUUGGUGGCCAUCCUGUAUCGUUACGAAAGGGCAAAAUGAGAUCCGUAAUCAACCUACAGUUUCUCUUAUGUUGGUGAAAGAAGAUACACUGCUUGAUAUGGUGUCUCACAUGACAGCUAAAGUUGGAUUGGUUCAUCAGAUGCCUUUCACGUGCGACAGAGAAGGCUUUGCAGCAGCUUUAGAAAAGAUCUAUUUUGGCACUGUACAGGCAAGAAUGUACUUGAGUGCUGAUUUCCUAAAGAUUGUUUGUCACACUGGAAUGUCGACUCUGAUACGUAAGUCGAUAAUUGACGAGGCAGGUGGUCUGGCAGCGUUUGGCUGCUAUUUGGCAGAAGACUUUUUCCUGGCCAGGUCGAUUACUGACCAUGGUUGGAAGACUUGCAUCAGCAGCCAGCCAGCUUGGCAGAACUCCGGUAUUUGUGAAGUGAGAAGUUUUCUGGCCAGGCUUACGAGGUGGGCAAAAUUGCGGGUAGCCAUGGUGCCUUUCACGAUUGUUCUUGAACCUCUGUCUGAGUGUAUGGUUCUGGGAGCCUGUGCAUCUUGGGCAGCAUCUUUCCUCUUCAACCUGGAACCCUGCAGUUUCUACCUUGUUCACAUUCUCGUUUGGUUCCUCUUGGACUGGAUUUUGCUUUCCAUUGUCCAGAAUGGUUCGUUGCCCUUCAGCAAAUUUGAUUUUGUGGUUGGAUGGCUGUUCCGUGAAAUCAGCAGUCCAUAUUUAUUUCUCCUUGCAUUGUGGAAUCCAGCUAUAAAAUGGCGAGCGAGAACUUACAGACUUCAGUGGGGUGGAGUGGCAGAAGAAUUGAAUUCAAAACUUUAAGUCUGAUUUCAGCCUGUUAACUAAUUUCUUACAUCACGUCAAAAUAAUAUUUUGCGUACAAAUACUUUUAUAUGUAUUUAAUAUAGUCUACUCCCAGGUAUCCAUGUUAUCUACAGGUAACUUAAACCUUGGCUAAUCUGCAAACUAAAAUUAUGCUUGUGAGGUUUGUCAGCUAGAAACUUUAAACGUUCCAUUGUUCCAUUGUGAAACACAUCCUCCAGAUAAUGGAGUAUUUGUGUAGCUAUAAGGGUAGAUAAUGUUUUAGGAAAUGUAUAUACACCAUUGUGUGUAAUCUCUCACUGGAGUGUUUGUAAAAAUUUGCCAAUUUCAUGCACUACUGUACGUAAUUACAAUGCAGUGGUUAGCUUUUUCAUUUUCUCUCACAUCACACUGUUAAUAAUAUUUAUGAACGUUUUUACUUCGAAGGACAUCUGUUUCGGAUGGUGAGAAAAUAUGUAUGAAGGAAAUAAAACUCCUGGACCGAUCAUGCUAUAGAUAAAAAAUGUUUGCUCGUAGCAAAUAUAUAAAUUUCCUCAACCAGCUACAUUUAUAAAAUCUGAGUGGUUAAUGAAACACUGGCAGAAGAAUAUAGAUUUUUAUAGAAAACACAGCUACAUUUUUGACCUACAAUUGCUCUUUGCUCAUUGAAUUAAAUAUAUCAUUAGUGGCAGCUAUUUAUCCAUCAUGUCCAGGUUAAUACAUUAAAAAAAAAGAACCUACUAAAUGUAAAAAAAAAAAAAAAUUAGACUAUAUGAUAAGAAUGAAUUUUCAUUGCUCUUUCCCCAGUUAUAAUUUGUUGAACUUCUGUGUAUAGUUGGCCAAUUUUGCUGCAAUAACUUUGCUCAUAACAUAUUUUAUUUCUGACUGUUGAAAUUUAAAUUUGGUUUUGAGGCACUCUUGUAAGAAUCAAUUUCGGAACUUGGAUUUGAGUAAAAAUGGAUUUGACCAUCGUUUGGCCAUCAUUGGUUUUUAUACAUGGAUAAGCACAAUAAAAUUAGCUGGAGGUUUUUUUACAAAUAUUUGGUCAUGAUAAUAUACUCUAUAAUGACUAUAACUCUUAGCAUUAAAAAUAAUUAAUAUAUAAUUGUCCAAUUGUGAUAUCCAACAUGUGUGAGAUUUUGACUUGUAGAUAAUUAUGUGUGUGAAGCAUUAAUGUUCUGCAACUACAGAAACGUAAUUUUUUAGGAGUAUAGCCAAGGCAACACAUUUAAUCUCUAAUAUGAAUAGGUUUAUGUUCCCACAUUGAAUCCAUUUAAAAUGUAUUAUGUUUGGACCGAUAAUUUUCUUAUAAAUUAUGACAAAGUGUUACUUAAUAAAAUAAAAGGACACAAUAAAAAGAGUGCCUCAUGAAAAUACUAAACUGUUUAUAAUUGAACUUUUUUGCAGUGGUUGAGGAAGUGGUCAAUAAUAAAAAAUCUGUAGUUAGUUGAAACUCUUGGUUAAGAAGCCAUGGUUGGCAAGAGUAGUCUGUACUUGUUAAUUUUUACACCAUCUGCCUUUGUAUCAUGUCCCACUUUAAUAUCCUUUUUUUAAUGUUUGUCUUUAAAAAUGUAUUCUAUCAAACAAUCAUUACAAAUAUUACAAUAUAUCUGCUUACAGUGUUCUCUUGACACCAGUUUUUAUGUUAUUAGGGUCACUUCUAUAGUCCUUCCAAAUGUUUUUCUUAGAAAAGAACUAAAAAGUUUGUCAUUUUAGUGCCUACAAUCUUUCAAAAUUCCUAGCAUCAUCAUUGUGGACGAACCAAGUUAUUUUUAUCUGCUAUUCUCGCAUAGUCAAUUUUUUAAAGUACCCAUAAAAAAAAUUUAAUGUUUUUAAGCAGAAACGUCAUUUUCAGGACUUCAAUAUUAUUUGAAUAUGUUAACAUAAUCUUAGUUAUACUGACAAGUUAAGCAAGUACAUUUUUUUUAUUUAUAUUGAUUGACAUAUUAAUUUCUCAGAAAAAUCUAGACAGUUUCAUUCACUCUUUUGGGCCACUUAUUAAAUAGUUUUAAAUUUAUUGCUGUUUCAUUUUCAAAAUUACACCUGCGCUCAAAGUAACGCUGUUCUAUUUGUGCAGUUUUGAAGUAACACAGUCAUAGAUUCAAAUUAACGCUUGUUUUUAUUGACGUGAAUUUGUUUUUAUUUCUGUGCAUGCACAAAGGCAACUGCACUUAAUUAACAUUAAACACAAUGCAAUGAAUUAAAAAGAUGACAACUCAACAAUCUAUAAUAUAAUUUUUUAUUAAUACUAAUUGCUAUUUGUUUCCUUUAUUACAUAUUUACUUGAGCACAUUAAAAAUGGUGCAAUGUUUUAUAUUACGCAGAAGUAUAUCACAGACACUCAUGUGUGUUCAGCCAUGUUUAUAUUGCACCAUCUGGAAAGUCAGCAGCAGCUCUGGUGAGAAAGGCCAUAAAACUUUCAGGACAAGUUCAACUUGCACCAACCAGGCUGCACUAGUGGUAAGUCAUGUGGUUAAUAAUUCAAGUAUUAUAGUGGGCAGACGUGCAUUUAGUAAACAACAGAUUUGGGAAUUACGUUAACAGGUUAAAGAAUCUUUCUUGUUAAUAUAAAAUUUAAAGUUUAUGCUGCUUUAAUCUCAUUGCAAAUUAAAACAGAUCCACUUAAUUAAUAUUAUUUUGUAACUCAUAAAGGUUGUUCACACAAUUUCUUUAGGUCCAUUAUGUAUACAUUGCGGCCUGUUAAUUUUUUUGGGAUGGUGAUUUCAAAAAAUGUAAUUUGUGUGUAUUUAAAGGUACUUUAAAUAUUUUUUUAAUGUAUUCAGAAAUAUAAUUAGUAUUUAAAUGAUUAGGGAACCUAUUAUUUUGAUUAACAUGCGGUCUUAUGGGGAGGAAAAAAUAUUUGAUUGGUAUUGUUUUUAUUAGCACACUGUUUUCCUGAAACAAAGCAAGGCAUUACUUUGAGGAUCAGGUGUAAUCAUUUUCAAAAAUCCUGCCUAGCUCAAGGUUUUUUUUUUUUUUUUUUGUGUCUUUCACUUCAAGUAUACUUAGCAGUGUAUGAAGAUUUGAAUCUUGGGUUGCGGAUUCAUCAACUGUUAAGGGUGUAUGUGUGUUAGGCGGGAUGAUAAGUGCGAUGCUCGCUGGUAUUUCUAGCGCGGUAUAGCCUCUAAAUGCAAGGCUCUAAACUGGCACGCAGUCUUCUUGUCGUCUCAGGAAAUCUGUGAAAUUUGAUCGGUGACCGUAAGAUUAUAUGGUGGAGAAAUUAAUAUAAAGUUGUAAUGCAAGUUCCUUACGUGCUUUCCAGAAUCUGUAACGGUUGUUUUACGCCUAAAAAUUACUCCGAAAACACACCUUUUAGCCAUUUUCACUUUUCUAAAAACACAGUUUAUAAACUCAAUCUGAAAUCAAAAAUACUUUUUGGCCCUCACUCUGAUAUCUCUGAUAUCUUGAGUAUUUUUGAAAUUGUGUUGUUUUUAUUAAAGCGCUGCGCACCCUAUGUGUACCGGGGCAGAUGGCACCCUUAAAGCAAGCACUUGGAUUCCCUGAAAUUUGAGGCUAGUGAAAUGAUUAGUACGUGCUAACAUAGUCUGAGAAGCUGUUUGUUGCUGCACCAUUGAGAGAGGUGCAGCAGCACCAUUCAGAGACGUGCAGUGUUAUAGGAUUUGUUCCUCGCUGGUUUUACAUGAUUUUGGUUUCUAGUCUAAGGUGGUUGUUUGAACAAAAGAUGGCUUAACCAACAGUUUUCUUUUUGUAUUAUAAAAGGAUACAUAUAUUAAAUUUAUGACCUGUCUGAUACAAUUUUGUCACAUGAUUCAAAAGAGGCAAAUAGGAAGAUAAUUUAGAGACAGCGAGGAUAAUAGAAGACUUCACACCACAUACACACUGACAGGAGACACCAUAAUUUCUGGCAUAAUUCUUGUCCUCACUUGAUCCCCAAACCUUAAUUUUACAGUGUGAGCAAGUUUAUUCAGUACUGGCCAGAGAUGUGUAACAUCUAACCUCAGCAAUGAGCAAAUUCAUGUGUUCUCAUGUUACAAAUAAACAUAUAAUACAAAACUCGAACACAAAAUUUAGCGUAGAAUUCUUUAAAAUAAUGCAGAGUAUGAUAAAUAUACUCAAAUUGUAUUUUAAACUACACCUUUAGAAUUUGUUACCAGAGCAGCUAUGUUGACUUUUUGUUAUUUGAUUAGCAGUCCGAAAUUUUUAAAUGUAUAAUGAGAUGGCUCUGAUAAAAGCUAAAAAGAUUUUAAAAUUACAUAACCCUGGAUUUGGACCUAAUUUUUAACAUGGAAUUUUAUUAAAAUACUGCCCAUCUUGUUAAAAUUCACUACACAAUUAAUAUUAUAAUGUUUCUCUCUGACUUUGGGUUCUCACCAUCCGCAACAGAUGGCAGCACCGCGGUUGUGACACAUUUCUGUUUCUUGACUUCCGUUGCAUUCACGAAAUCACUCUCACCAAAUGCAGUAUAACGAGAGCUAAUAUAUUACAUGUCAAAAACAAAAAUUUGUAUUUCAUGUAGCACAGUUAUCUUUUGAUUUAGCAUUUUUAAACUGUAAUGCUCUACUUCAUGCCACUUAGGCUAGAGUUCAAGGUCAGUGGUGAUUUUGAUUUGUUAUUUAUUUGCACUGAGUGAAUUCAGUUUUCUACUGCCAAACUAAACCUUACCCAUGAAAAAAAAUUUAGUUUUGAACCAAACAAGUCCAUGAAUAUUUUCUUACAUGUUACAGAAAGGACCAUAAUAUUUUUUCUAAACCAACCAUUGACAAACUACAUAGAAUUUUGAAAAGUUAAUAUUCGUAAUGACAUUUUUGCAAUUUUUGCAAUACUUAAACUAAAAUAGUAGGUAAUUAUAACAAUUUUAACUACCUACACAAAAAAAUCCACUUUAACACAUUACAGCAAUGGCAAAACAAAAGAAAUUGAUUGUAGCAGCCUAGCCUUACGGUAAUAAACCAUAGAAAAUGUUAACUUUUGAUGGGCGUGAAGAUGCCAAGCUUCCACCAUUGGGCAUAGUGCUCAGCUCAGUCUAUCAGCAUUAUCACCCACCCAUGCUCCGAGGACUUUACUUUUGUAUCCUUACUGAUUUUCGUCAUCCUGGUUAUUUAAUUAAUAGUAAACUGUUAAACUGAAUUUUAUUUUCUACACUUUGCCGUGAUACAAAAUAGUAGAAACCACCUUGCCUGGAUGUAAUAUAAUGUAAAAAAAAUUGAAUCAACUUAAUUCUUUGAAUACUGUUCAUUUCAGAUUGAGUUUGACUUUCUGAUUCUUAAUAAAUCAAACUUUACCAUUUAGUGUAUUACAAAAGUUCAGAUUUUCAAUCAUUAUAGCAACAAGUUUUGAACUGAACCAAUCCAUACAUUUGGUUUGUUGAUUAUUUUUAGUUUUAGAAAUUGUAUACUUCCAUGUAUUGCUGCGAUUUCAGUUAGCUACUUGGAUUACACUUAAAAAAUAUAUAUAAAUUAAUGAGCACACUACUACAAUUUGAAUUGGUGUUGUUAUAGAACUGAUCCAUCUAUGGAUAUUUUCUGUCUAUAAAGUAGUGAAAUUACUUUGUGACAUCAAAGUAAAACUUUGACAUAGUGUUCUGGUAAAGUGAUAUUGGGAUUAUGCAAAACGCUUCUCAACGUUUAAAUUUAUGCUAGGUCAAAAUGAACCCAUGGAGAGUGUUUGUUGCAGUCUUUUUUUUAUCAUACUGCAAAAGUGUACAGCUGCAAACCUUACAUUCAACAUUCAAGUUGUAAACUUGUAAACAGUAUUUUUGUCCACAAUCUUUUUACAAGUAAAAUUAUAUAUUGUGCUUGCUUACACAGCUUUUCAUCACUAGACAAUUUUUCAAGCUAAUUAUUUUUUCUUAUACACGAGUAGAGUUAAAUUGCCUGUUGGAUACUUGGGAGUCGACAAUAUUUUUAAAUUAGGAGAAAUUAGCUUUAGUUAAAAUAUUUUUGGGCCAUUUUAUACCAAAUCAUCUGAUUUUAUAACAUUAUAGUGCAUCAUCAUCUCAGAUUUUGUUCAAAUAUUUAUCAUUUACACACACUUGUAAAAUAACUGCAAACAAUGUUUUUAAAGCAAAUUCUUAUCAAUAACUUGCAUCAGGUAAAGGAAAAUAAAAUUACCUUAUUUUUCAAGCUAUCAAGUGAUUUCUGGUGUGUAUUAAAGCUAAUUUUCAGCUGUACCUAGGAGUAUAGCUAGUUACAAUAAAAAGUUACUUUAAAUUGACAAUAAGCAUGCAAUACCAAUGUUUGAGUUUUCAACAAAAUUUGUAAUUUCUUUAAGGUUACAAAUAUCACCUUAUUGAAACUUUUUUUUUUAUGAUUGGUGUUAGUAUAUAUUACAAUUUUUCCUUUUUUCAUAGUCAUGAUAAGCAGCUCUAAAAAUAAUAGGCUAAAUAAAAAAAAUAUGAAAAAUGUACAAUUAUUAGUAUAUUGGUUUUACCAAUGUAUUUAUUUUGUAUUGAAAUUUGCUCUCAAAAUAAUUAGACAAUAGACUUGUAAAAGAAACAAGUUUUUCCUUAUCAUAGUUAUUAAUGGCUCCUAACAAAAAUCAUCAUAACUUGAUUGAUUAAGUGUAACUGAUACAUGAUUGGAAUGCAUAAAUUUUAGUCUGCCAUCCAAGAAUGCCAUUGGUAUUUAUAAUUUUUCCUAUCUACCAACUUGGUUUUAAAUAAUUAUGAACUGGUUUGUUUGAUAAUUAUUAAUAUAAUAUGUCAUCAACUUUGAUUUUUUUCUGGACUGAAACCCUUUACGCCACACGGUAAUGCUCUACGAAUUAGGGCAAUGGCACCUCCAAGACUUCAAACUGCGUACUUGGAUACAGACCCUGUGCUCAUAAAUUUGAAUCAUGCCAUGUGUGUGUGAGGCAAUGGCCACAGAGGACCCUAUGAUGAUGUGAAGAAUACCCUGACACUGUUGAUGUAUUCCUGAGCUAACUGGAAAAAUCUUUGGCACUGAGAAUCAGUUCCUCAGCUCCAGUUGCUAACACUUUUAUUGCAUUUUGAAUAACACACAAAUAAUGUUUUGCAAGAAUCUUCUUUUUUUUUUUUCUUUUUUUUUCAUGUUGCAGUGAAGUGAUGUCUAGUAAAAGCUUGCAUCAUCCACAAAGUCAUCUACUGACUCUUUCUUCUAUGUUUCCAGGGUUGAUUUAUCUGCAUAUAUCUAUUGCUUGAAUUGAAAAUUCGCUUAAAUAUUCCAUUUUCAAGAAAUAUGCACGUAGCAAUGACACAAAAAUUUAACUAAAAAAGUCUCUAAAUAAACAGUAAUGGUGCUGAACAUCACAAACACUUAAAUUUCCAGCAGCCUUUUGUUAAUUUGUAUUUUGUUUUUCAGUUUUUAGGUGCACAUUAAAUAACAGUUAUAGAAAUUAUCUCAAAAAAUUUGGGAUUCCUAACGUAAAAAUUAGUAUGAUCUUGCAAACAGUGUAUCUAUUUUUUUCUAGAUUUUAUUUUGCUCAAUUAAAAACAUACACUUACACUGUGGUAUAAAAUAUUGUAAGAAAAUGUUAUUUAGAGGUUCUAAAAAGUCCUGAAAUUAAUUCACCAGGUAUUUGUAAACCUCCUGUGAUAGGUAUAAGUUAUGAAUCUAGAUCUCUGGCACAAUUAUUUAAAACUGGUCACAAACACAAAAACAUAUGACAAGCAAUAACUCAUCAUCUAAUAGAGUACCGUCAUCCGGGGUGAGAUUGGUCCAUUUUAUGGUGUUAUUUACGUUGCAGCUAUUGUAACAGACAAAAAAAUACAGGAAAAAUAUUUUAAAAAUUAGUAAAAUGUUAAUUGUGUUAUUCAGGAAUAUAGCAUGAUUAACAUAAACAAGUAUGUAACAUAUAUUCUAAAAUAUAUAUUUUUUUUAAUGUGGAACAAUCUCACCCAGGUUUGGGGUGACUUUGGUCCAUCUUGUGAAUACUGUUUUCAUAGGUUGAUAUUCUGUUCUGGAGCAAUGUCACCCCUUGCACUCGGCAAGACUGGCUUUUAUCAAAGAAAGGAAUAGCUCAGGAACUAAUAUUUAGAUGUAAAUAUAUGCGUUAAAAAUGGCCACAUGACAAAACAUUAUUUUAGAAUAACAAACAGUUAAUACAUUUUUCAAAUACAGUUACUGUCACCAACUUAAUGUUUAAAACAAAAUUUGAACAUUUUAAAUUGAGUUUUUUCACUAUCUACUGACAAGUUGUGGAUAUAUUAAAAUCCUACAUAGUAAGAAUUUAAUUCUGGCACACUGUAGAAUCCCCUUUUACUUAGAAGUUUAGGAAGUGCAAUUUUUCUUAUUACAUCCUCCCAUUCAUAUUGUAGAGAUUCUUGUUUCUUCGGCCAUUUCCAACUUUUCACAGACUUCUCCAUGCAACUAACAGUUGGUCCUUUUUCGUCAUCAGAAGGUAGUCUCUGGAUAAUCCCGAGAUACUCUUCACCAUUGUAACAAACAGUUAUGAAAUCAUUUUCCUUCAACUCUUUCUUCUGAUGAAAAGUCAAAUAUGAUGAAGUUUUUUUAUAUGAGUUUUCAUUAUCUUCUUCACUGAAGGUCUCACUCAAUUUAUCGGAUCCCAGAUCCAUUUCUUCGGUUUCAC
Bacillus rossius redtenbacheri is the source of this 22452-nucleotide messenger RNA. RefSeq names its product ceramide glucosyltransferase-like. The coding region runs from base 13123 to 13965 and encodes 280 amino acids. Lineage: Eukaryota; Metazoa; Arthropoda; Insecta; Phasmatodea; Bacillidae. The transcript has 6 exons. Gene Ontology annotation, molecular function: ceramide glucosyltransferase activity. Gene Ontology annotation, biological process: glucosylceramide biosynthetic process. The record is from RefSeq and is a predicted model, not a curated record. Gene Ontology annotation, cellular component: membrane.